AUGGAUUCCAAUCCAUCGAAGUCCACUGGGCCGGAAACGGUAUUCCUUUCCACGAUAGCCAACUCCGCUGGGAAUGACGGUGUUUUCAUUGUAUCGCCACCGGAUCGGAGAACAGAAAUGGCCGCGCCGAUCCAUUCCUCCGAGCCUAAGCCAAUGACCGACCCUUUGAAGCCCUUGAAGCCAUUGCCUUUCCGGAAGCGAAAGCGAGCUUCAGAAGUACCAACUUCCACUCUUCAGCCAUUGAACGAAGACCCUUGGGCGGCAUAUGUCAAAGGCAUCGAGAUUCUUCCGCGGAAGGGGAUGCUUUUGGCCCAGAAUAGGGAGGACAAAAUGGAGUUGGUCCACAUAGAACAGCUCAAAGCGGAUCCAGCAUCGAUACGGUCUCUGGUGGAAAUCAUCAAAGGCCUCUCUUACCGCAGUUUCCCACAACUCCUGCGCCACUACCAACAUGAUGAUCACACGUUCUUGGUGUGGGAGUCGGUCGAAUGCUCCUUGUCCCAAGUCCUGGGAUCCAGGUACGCCCUCACCGAAACUGAAAUCGCCUCGAUUGUAUGGCCAAUCCUUAUUGGAAUCAGGUACCUCCGCAAUUCCGAUAGAGCGCUUGCCACACUCACCAACGAUGAGGUCCUUUUUACGGGAUCCGGUGGGGUCAGGAUCGCCUCUGAUGCCAGUGUCGUGACAGCUGGCGUGGAACGUAGUUGUCGUAUCGAUCCCGAAGACAUGAAUGCAGCUACGCUGAAGCUGACGGCAUUGUCGGAGAUGGUCAAAAGUUUGAUGAGAAAGAGCGAAAAAAUUCAUCCUGAUUUUCCAUGGACCUCAAAAGCGCGAGAUCUGCCACACAAGUUGAACACGGUUGGAUUAGACGACUUGAUGCUGGACGACUUUUUUGCCUCUUUGAAAGGCGAGGCAGAAUUAAAGCUCAUGGUUAACAUCGUAUGCAAAACCUCGCACUUCGAUAUCAACUUUCUAACACGCAUUUGA
Messenger RNA from Penicillium brevicompactum, 981 nucleotides. RefSeq lists its product as uncharacterized. NCBI's taxonomy places the organism in Eukaryota, Fungi, Ascomycota, Eurotiomycetes, Eurotiales, Aspergillaceae. The record is from RefSeq and is a predicted model, not a curated record. Bases 1 to 981 code for a protein of 326 amino acids. The transcript has 4 exons.